AAUCAUCUCUCCAACCAUGGCUUCCAAAUUCGUUCUGAUCGUCGCUUCUCUGGCUUGCGUCAGCGCUGGAUACAUCCCGAGCGACCACUCCCAUCUGUCGUACGGUGUGGCCCCAGCUGUGAGCUACUCCAAUGUCAUCAAGAACGUUGCCCCAGUGCCAGUGCUGAGCAAGACCAUCCUUCCGGAGCCUCAGCUGUACCACGGAUACGCCCAGACUGCCCCGUCGGUUGUGGUCAGCAAGCCUCUGGCUCUUACCAACCCUCUGCCCGUGUCCUAUGCUGCCCCUCACUCUCUGUACCAGGCUCCGGCUCUCGAGUACACGAAGCCUCUAUCUUAUGGCCCAUAUGCCAAGACUGUGAUCGCUGCUGAACCAGCCUACGCCAAGACUGUGAUCGCUGCUGAGCCAGCCUACGCCAAGACCAUCGUGUCGGAGCCCAUCUACACCAAGAACGUGUUCGCUGAGCCGAUCUACCCGGCCAAGACGCUGAUCGCUGAGCCCGUGUACGGCAAGAGCAUUCUCGCUCAGCCAGCUCCGAUCUACGGUGGAAAGGUCCUGUCUUAUGGCCCGCAGGUCGCCUACGGAGGCUAUGGUGCCCAUGGCUGGUAAAUGUUAUGAGAAACGGUACCUUGUGAAUGUGAUAAAACCAAUAAAGCCAAAA
Messenger RNA from Anopheles gambiae (African malaria mosquito), 659 nucleotides. RefSeq names its product cuticle protein-like. Lineage: Eukaryota; Metazoa; Arthropoda; Insecta; Diptera; Culicidae. The transcript has 2 exons. The coding region runs from base 17 to 607 and encodes 196 amino acids. The record is from RefSeq and is a predicted model, not a curated record.